Molecule: messenger RNA, 2090 nt
Organism: Gorilla gorilla gorilla (western lowland gorilla)
Lineage: Eukaryota; Metazoa; Chordata; Mammalia; Primates; Hominidae
Product: anaphase-promoting complex subunit 10-like
Exons: 1
Coding region: 1536-2090 (184 amino acids)
Biological process (GO): protein K11-linked ubiquitination; anaphase-promoting complex-dependent catabolic process
Cellular component (GO): anaphase-promoting complex
Source: RefSeq, a predicted model, not a curated record
GCUUGACAUUCUAGUAAAUCUUUUGCUCCAUUGAUUUUUGGUUAUGAUAGAAGAAGAUCUACCUGGAUGAUUUAAGAGCAUCAUUUGUCAGUGAGCACCUCUUAUUUUCUCUUUAUUGGCAGUAGUUCUUACAGCUACUAUUAAUGCUGCUUUCCAUUUUGUCGUUUCGGGUUCAAACAUACCUCUGUAAUAGCCACCACUGAAGGCAGAUUUUGGUAGGCUUUGAAAAAUUUGUUUUGUUGUUGUUGUUGUUGUUUGUUUUGGGGUUUUUUUGUUUUGUUUUGUUUUGUUAGAGAUGGAGUCUUGCUCUGUUGCCCAGGCUGGAGUGCGAUAGCGCAGUCGCGGCUCACUGCAACCUCUGCCUCCUGGGUUCAAAUGUUUCUUCUGCCUCAGACUCCCAAGUAGCUGGGACUACAGGCGUAUGCCACUACACCCGGCUAAUUUUUUGUAUUUUUAGUACAGAUGAGUUUUACCGUGUUAGCCAGGGUGGUCUUGAUCUCCUGACCUCAUGAUACACCCGCCUUGGCCUCCCAAAGUGCUGGAAUUACAGGCAUGAGCCACCACACCUGGCCGAAAAAUUUGUUUUACUUGAGGUUCCACAUGCCUUAUAUAAGGGUUGCAAAACAUAACAGCCUGCAAAUCCUGCAGCAGCAAUGGUCAGUCCGACUGCUACCACUGUACUGGCCAUGGCUGGGCUCCCCUACUGCACCAGGAGCAUGGCUCAUCCCAGCCCAGAGGUUGCGGCCAACAAUGACACACCUUUACCAGAGAGUGACACAGGCACCGAUGGCAAGCACAAUACACUGGAUUAUAAUUUUUUUAAACAAGAGGAUUAUUUGAAAAACAGUCUAGGUGCGGUGGCUCACGCCUGUAAUCCCAGCACUUUGGGAGGCCAAGGCAGGCAGAUCACUUGAGCCCAGGAAUUCUAGACCAGCCUGGGCAUGGUGGCAUGUGCCUGUAGUCCCAGCUACUCAAGAGGAUCACCUGAGCCCAGGCUGAUCGAGGCUGCAGUGAGCUGUGCUCACACCACUGCACUCCAGCCUGGGUGACAGAGUGAGACCCUGUCUCAAAAAAGAAAGAAAAACACAGUUUAUGUUGUUGUUGUAUAUCGAGUCUUAAAUCAAUGCUUCCUCUGGCAGAACAAAUCAGAAGUUGGUUAUACAGUAUCAACUGGCCAAGUGUCUUUAUUAUUUACAGCAUCUACAUUAGUGUUUAAAACCAUCACAUUUUCAAUAUAUAAAUGGGCAAAAAGAUGUUUAGAUGGGUUAGUAAACAAUGGAGAAAUAUUUUAAUUUACUAGAUACUAAGAGGUAGAAAUUAAAAUUUUUAAAAUUUUAUGCCUAUAUAACAAAAAAUAGAAAAUGUUGAUAGUAUGAUAGAUAGUGAAAUUGACACUGGCAUAUUUACACAUUUAAAAAGCCACACGUGGGUCGCUGGGGAACCCAGGCUGUCCUAGGAAGCCGAGUGGGAGUGGCACAGAGCUGCUGGAGAUCCUGAGAACCUGAGUUUUGGCAAGCAGCCAGAAUAUUUAAAACAUGACCACACCAAACAAGACACCUCCUGGUACUGACCCUGAGCAGUUGGAAAAGACUGGAACAGUACGGGAAAUUGGGUCACAAGCUGUUUGGUCACUCUCAUCUUGCAAACCAGGAUUUGGAGUGGAUCAGUUACGAGAUGACAAUCUAGAAACUUAUUGGCAAUCAGAUGGCUCCCAGCCUCAUUUAGUGAACAUCCAAUUCAGAAGAAAAACAACAGUUAAGACAUUAUAUAUUUAUGCAGACUACAAAUCUGAUGAAAGCUAUACUCCAAGCAAGAUUUCAGCCAAAGUAGGGAAUAAUUUUCACAACCUUCAAGAAAUUCGGCAACUUGAAUUGGUGGAACCAAGUGGCUGGAUUCACAUUCCCUUAACUGAUAAUCAUAGGAAGCCAACUUGCACGUUAAUGAUACAGAUUGCUGUUCUAGCCAGUCAUCAAAAUGGAAAAGACACCCAUAUGAGACAAAUUAAAAUAUACACACUGGUAGAAGAGAGCGCCAUUGGUAAAUUUCCUAGAUGUACUAUAGAUUUCAUGAUGUAUUGUUCAAUAAGGUGA